UCUCUCUUCGCCACACCUGCUGCUGCCGCCGCGUCGCGAUGAGUCGCGUGGUCUGGCUGCUGCUGGGCGCUGCGCUGCUCUGCGGCCACCGAGCCGCCUGUCGCCGGGUGGUCAGCGGCCAAAAGGUUUGCUUUGCUGACUUCAAACAUCCCUGCUAUAAAAUGGCCUACUUCCAUGAACUGUCCAGCCGAGUGAGCUUCCUGGAGGCCCGACUGGCUUGUGAGAGCGAGGGGGGCGCCCUUCUCAGCCUUGAGAACGAAGCAGAACAGAAAUUGAUAGAAAACAUGUUGCAAAACUUGACAAAACCAGGAACAGGAAUUUCCGAUGGUGAUUUCUGGAUAGGGCUUUGGAGGAAUGGAGAGGGGCAAGCAUCUGGUCCCUGCCCAGAUCUCUACCAGUGGUCUGAUGGAAGUGUUUCCCAGUACCGAAACUGGUAUACUGACGAACCUUCCUGUGGAAGUGAAAAGUGUGUUGUAAUGUAUCACCAGCCAACAGCUAAUCCUGGUCUUGGGGGUCCCUAUCUUUACCAGUGGAAUGAUGACAGGUGCAACAUGAAGCACAAUUACAUCUGCAAGUAUGAACCAGAGAUUAAUCCAACUGCUCCUGUAGAAAAGACAUAUUUUACAAAUCAACCUGGAGAUACCCAUCAGAAUGUGGUCGUCACUGAAGCAGGCAUAAUUCCCAACCUAAUUUAUGUUGUUAUUCCUACAAUUCCACUGCUUUUACUGAUACUAGUUGCUUUUGGAACCUGCUGUUUUCAGAUGCUUCAUAAAAGGAAAGCAAGGAGAAACUUCAUCAAAGAUUCAACUCCAUUAUCAUCUGAAUGCCUUGCAGAAAGUUUAAAUUCCAAUCUGUAAAGGAAGAACAAAAACUAGCCCAAACCAGUCCACACUUUGGAUUUCAAAAAGCACCAGAAAAGAAAGUGGUAUGGAAGUAUAAUAAUUCAUAAACUUGACUUCAGAAAGUAAAUUAAAGAUUUAUAAUUCUGGAUAAGUAUAAGGUAUGUCAUCAGAACAUUAGCUUGGAAUGGCUUGAAAUCUCAAAGGAUCUGCAAGAUGAACUGUAAGCUCCCCCUUGAGGCAAAUGCUAAAAUAAUUUUUAUAUGUCUAUUGUUUCAUUUAUAAAGUAUGCUGUGCUAAUAAUGGAGUGAAACAUGCUUAUUUUGCUGAAGGAUGUACCUGAAAUUCAAGUUAAUGGAAUGGAUCAUGCAGAUAAAAUUGCUAUCAAUGCCUCAGAAAUAUGUGUGCUAGAAGUAAAUAUUUUGGUUUCUUUUAUCUUUCUUAGGUUAUAAUCAAGCUAAUGUACUGUAAAUUGUAUUGAAAUUUUCAGUGUUCAAAAUGUUUUAUCUUUACAUAAGUGUUUGAUAAAAAUGAACAGUUCUUAUAUUUAUUUUUAUGGUGUUUAAUUUUUCAAUACAUGCUGUUUUGACUAAAUAAAUUUCUCACUAUUGUCAACUUAAAUCACACAAACACAAAUAUAUUACCUUAGAACAAGUUUCUUUCCUAGAAAUGACUCAUCCUUUUUCAGUUUGUCUCCUUUUGGUCAGAUUAUGUUUAAGAAAUAAGCUAUUUCAUUAACUGUGGUAUAAGUCUGCUAAAAUAUUUUACAUAAAGGCAAGGAUUGUCUAAUUUCAAUUGUGCAAGACAUGUGCCUUACAAUUAUUUUUAGUUUAAAAUUAAACCAAUUUUGUAGUAACUUUAAUAAGAACUAUUUAAACAAUAAUACACUCAAUUGAGAACAAAAGAAGUGGCAUAUAAAGUAUAAUUCGUAUGUCUUCACAUGUUGCCUGUUUAACCACAAGUAAUCCCCUGAAGGUUCUGGAAUCAGUUUACCCCUCUCUUGACCACAAAACAAAGAGACGUACUUUGGGGGUCAACGUUGUCACUAGAGGUAGAUAGCUUCAAAAUAUUCCUAAGAUUUUCCUGUAACUCUGUUUAGCCUCCUUUGGCAUAUAAAAGGGUCUUGGAGCUGGGACAAUAUUCAUGGUCACUGAUGGGCGAGGUAAGCACAGCUCACUGACAUUUCAGCAAGGAAGAAAACUCAAGUAAUGAAUUAGCAUGAAAACGGAUGGAAGAUAUCAAUGGUAACGUUCAUUGUUGAGGAUUUGACUGAGAGACUAAAGCAAGUCUCCUUCAAGUCUCAUCCUCAUUUCUUCAAUGUUUGUGGCACCUUCUUCUUAAGAGAAAGUUGUA
Molecule: messenger RNA, 2192 nt
Organism: Sorex fumeus (smoky shrew)
Lineage: Eukaryota; Metazoa; Chordata; Mammalia; Eulipotyphla; Soricidae
Gene: CHODL
Product: chondrolectin
Exons: 7
Coding region: 39-857 (272 amino acids)
Biological process (GO): positive regulation of axonogenesis
Cellular component (GO): cytoplasm
Source: RefSeq, a predicted model, not a curated record